AGAUUCCCCAUUUUCCCCAAAUUUUCACAUUUGGGUGUGCUUUUCGUCGGAAAUGAACCAUACCAAAAACUCAGACUGAAAAUAAUCGAGUUUUCGUGAAAACAUAAGAAGUGUGAAAAAAACGGGAGUAAAGUGAAAUACACAAACACAUUUUCACUGCUAUCCGAACAAAUUCCACGGAUUGGUCUGGUUUCUGAAAUUCAAUGUGAACUGCGAUUUGAAUAGCAAUCGAACAGAAACUUAAGAGUUCAUUUAGAAGAGAAUACAAUUUUUAAUCAGAUGUUAUCAGCAGCAAUUGUGGAGCACGCAGCUCUUGGCUUUGCAUUCGCCGUCCUCUCGCUAUUCGUUCUUGCAUUUGCAGUCAUCGCAGUGGUUUUGCUCACAAUUUCACAUUCAUGUUGGUAUAAAUGUGAUGCAGAAGGAGAUCCAUUGAUGGAAGACUACAACACAUUAUUCACAGAAGCAACUGUUGAGACGGGCGAGCCAAUUGAGACGGUUGUUGGAUACACGCCAAAGCAUGCUGAUAUUGUGUGAUCAAAUCAUAUUUAUUGAUGUUUUAACGUUCGUAAUUUGAUCAAAAUAAAAUUUAUUGAGUUUUAAUUUUUAAUAAAAUACCGGAAGCUU
Molecule: messenger RNA, 624 nt
Organism: Caenorhabditis elegans
Lineage: Eukaryota; Metazoa; Nematoda; Chromadorea; Rhabditida; Rhabditidae
Gene: F26F12.8
Exons: 4
Coding region: 280-534 (84 amino acids)
Source: RefSeq, marked reviewed